Molecule: messenger RNA, 6471 nt
Organism: Acanthaster planci (crown-of-thorns starfish)
Lineage: Eukaryota; Metazoa; Echinodermata; Asteroidea; Valvatida; Acanthasteridae
Product: ubiquitin-conjugating enzyme E2 H
Source: RefSeq, a predicted model, not a curated record
CGGUUCGGCUAACUUCGGUUUGUGAUGUGUAUGUUUCGCGCAAGAUCGUUGGGUGUACCUUUUCUGCACAGGAACAGCUGUUUUUCGGUGUAAAAAUUCACCUGAUUUUAGCCCUGCAAAAUGUCGUCACCGCCGCCUAAUAAACGACGGAUGGACACGGACGUAGUGAAGCUAAUUGAAAGCAAACACGAAGUUACGGUAUUGAAGGGGAUCAACGAGUUGAUGGUGAAAUUCUACGGUCCAAAAGGAACUCCCUACGAUGGUGGUGUGUGGAAAGUACGAGUUGAUGUACCUGACAAAUAUCCAUAUAAAUCUCCUUCAAUUGGUUUUCUGAACAAAAUCUACCAUCCAAACAUAGAUGAAGCCUCAGGAACAGUUUGUCUAGAUGUCAUCAAUCAAACAUGGACACCGUUAUUUGAUUUAUCCAACAUUUUUGAGUCAUUCCUUCCCCAAUUAUUGGCGUAUCCUAACCCCAAUGAUCCGCUAAAUGGUGAUGCUGCUGCCAUGUAUUUGCACAAACCGGAGGAGUACAAGAAAAAAAUCAGGGAAUUUGUUCAGAAAUACGCAACGGAGGAAGCUUUACGGGAACAAGAUGCUCAGUCGUCAUCCAGUGAAAGCUCCAUGAGCGAUUUUUCUGAGGAUGAAACGCAAGACAUGGAGCUAUAGCAUGCACUCUGCAUCUGGUAGUUUUUUAUGUUUUUAAACAUAGUGUAUUUAUGUGGGAGCAUUUUUUAUACUGUAUGGAGGAAGGGUAUGCUCCUUUCAGUGUUUCAAAUGGGCCUUUUGAAUCAUCCCGAUUGCCCUAGCUACCCUUAAUUUGAGUAACUUAUUUAUUAGGUGUUAUAAGUUUGCCUCCACUUCUAAAAUCUGGAAAUUAGUUUUGCAACUGGAGAACUAACCAAGAACUAACCUAUGCAUUGUAUAGACAAAGGGCCCUCUCUGGCAAAAGAGACAAUUCAUUGAGUGGGUCAUUUUACAUCAGGACACCGCUAAGCAGAAUAAUACUGUUUAGCUGAAGUAAGUUCACUUGCUAAAUACAUGUAAAUUGUUAGCAGGCAACCAGUAUCAAGUGACAUAAUCCUGAUAGGAUUUGGCUGGUAAUCCUAUUUUUCCCACUGAUAUCUUCCCUGCUCUGGUGUGUAUAUUUAUCUGCUCCAUGAAAUUUGUAUGCACAUUUACUUUUUCUGAAUAGAGUGUUUGAUGUGUUUCUCAACCCAAACUUGCUGAGCAGUCUGCUCGAAAUUGCUAAGCAAUUUGCUUAUAGUUAUUCACUUGUUGGCCCCUUUGUCUGUGUAUAUUAUAAUUUUGGUUACUCUGCAGAGGGUCAGAUUCACUCUUGAUAUUCCAGAGGGGUUUUAAGUGUGUCAUUAGAUUUCCAGACGGAGAAAGUGACUGUGCAAGUUGUUGGUUGUAUGUAUGGAAAGAAUGUUUUAUGAAACCCUACCCCCCCCAGGGUUUAUGUAAAAUCAUAUUGAAAUUAGAGGAUUUGGGACUGUUACGGUUAAGGAAAUGUCACAGUCUGACUUUGAAGGUACUGCUAAAAUAUUGGCUUUUUUAUUUUUUUCUUAGACUGAUUGAGUCAAAACCAAAACAAAUUUAUCCAAAUUUGUUGAAGGGUAAGAAUUGUGCUGUAAGGAGUAAUGGAUGUGUUACACAACAUAGCUCUUCCUGGUUCCACUUUUCCUUUGGAAAUUCUGAAACAACCUUUUUGAAAACAAAGUGCAUAUUUUUGCCAGUACAAAAGAAAUAUUAACUUUUCUUGCCUUCAAGAAAGCUGCCAAAAUAACUUUUUAUACGCAUGGCAUGGAAGGGUGGGGCACUUGACAGGAAAUCUCACUGUGGCAAAAUGCUGUACAUAUCCAGCUUAAGGUUUGUUAUAGCAGUCACAGUUUGUGCAAGUCCCACCUCUCAGGGAAAUGGAUAACUGUAACUUCCAGCCAUAUUCAUUGAAGCACACUCCAUAAAUCAGCAUUUCUAGGUACCAGACCCUUUCAGAUGGCUGCCAUGCAUACACUUGUCACAAAAUAAAAUUACCAGCAACAUUCAUUAUUGGAUGAGUCCAGGCAAGCCUCAGAGAGCAGAAUACCCCCGUCAAUUUUUGGAAUAUCUUUUUGUGGAUUUACAUGCGUUUAUAUUAUAUUCUAAUCAUGAAGCCAGUUUUCUUUACAGGUCCGAGUAAGGGCAAGCCUUGGGUUUUCUUUUGGACUUAAAUUCGAGGGUUUCUUUGUUAUGUCAAAUUUGCCUAGUUACUCAUAACAGGUGAUUCAAGAGCAUUUGCAAUGACAAGAAAGGUUUUAACAAGUAAACGAAGAGGCAGAUGUAAUAGUGAGGAAAUGUUACUGCAUAUUUGAUUGUUCUGUGGACAUGGAUGCCGUGUUCAAGCGUUAACAGUCUCAAUCCUACAAUGGGUGGAGGAUUGAGGACAGUUAGAGCUAGGCAUAUGAAUCUCUAUGCCCAACUUGAACCAGAAUGCUUCUUUUGACGUUUUGCUCUCAUUUGUUUUACUAGUUUUAUUGUCUAUCAAAGAAACUAACCAAACAUAGUUAAAUAAUUGUAUUUCUGUCUGUCCCAGGUUUUUUCAUUAAUUUAUUGUCAAGAAUGAUCAGGAAUAUUGCUUUUAGAAUUUAUUUUCCACAGAUCUCCAUGCACAGUUGAAUUUGCUCCCUGCCCAUAGAAGUAAUAUAGCUGUAUACAAACAGUAUUUAUCAUUGAAUGGGAUCCCUUCCUUCCAAGAUUUACUAUUGUUGAUAUUUUUCGUGUAUAUUGUUAUUAAUCCAGUUUAAACUAUUGUAAAAAAAUAUAUAUAUACACAUAUACUUAUAUCAAAUUAAUCAAAACAAAAAGAAAAAAAGAAAAAAAAAUUAGGAAGUAGAGUGUAGAAUUCAUAGUAGACACUGGCUUGGUUUGCUUGAAAUUCAUGAAAUGUUUCCAGGAAUUGUGGGUGAAAAUGCAUCAGUAAAAAGGCAGAAAUAAUUCAAUGCAGAAAACUACGAAAGUCAGAUUUUUUGGAAGCAUUGAAUUUCCUGUUGAUGUGUGGAAACAUGGGAAAUUCCAGUGGCAUUUGUUGUAGAUAUGGAAGUCACCAUGGAAUAUUCACAACACAUCAAGGAAAAGUCAUUAGAAACUACUGUGUUUUGUCCUGGAAAAGCCAUCCAGCUUCCAUGAUAGAACAACCUGAAGGGUUGCAUUUUAAUGACUGGUUAAGGCAAGAAAUCCCAAAAUAUCCCACAUCGAUAACUGGCAAAUGAGGAAUUUUGAAAUUCUUAUGGUAAUGAUAAUCUUUGUGUUGAUUGAGAAAAUCCACAAGAUUUCCAUCACUGUUCAGUGCAGAGGAUGCUGACAUGUUCUUGACUGAUCAUAGGAGAAGCCAUGGAAUGUCUGUAGAUAGUUCAGGAAAGAUAAAAAAUUCAUGGUUGAUGAUUAAAGGUGAUGAACGUUGGUUCUUAUAUGUGGGGACAGCCAAAUGCCAAAUAAAGCAAAGUGAUCUUUGAGACACCGGGUCAUCUUGGCUCACACAGCAAGUAAGUAAUGCUAAUGUUAUAUAUUUCGGUGCAAAUCUGGGAAGUCAUGUCUCUGGAGAGAAAAAUUUCUUUUUAAUUUCAAAAUUUUGUGUAAAUGAUUUGCUUUUUAUUUAUUGUUGUUCUGCGUAUAGAGGAUGUGUAGAUAAGGCAUGCAGAAACUAGAGGCAUUCUUUUUUAUGGAAGUGUGUUGUGGAUUUGAUUUUGAGGAAGGAAAUCUGAAGAAAUCUGAGAUAAAAAUCUCUGGAACUGGGUUACAAGGCUCAGCUAAAUUCAUCAUGUUCAUGGAUAAGUUGAAGUGAUAACUGGUACAGAAAAAUCCAUUGUUUUAUGGGUGUGUUAAAGCCAAAGGGAGAAUUAACGAUGAGACUGGUGCCCAACAAAAGUGUUUACCUUUCCUUUGUUUUGUAUGAAGUUGGUUAGGUUGCCAUACCUGUUUUCCCAUUUGUGUGGCUUGGGGGCCGUUUGUGUCACACGGAUGUGGAUUCGAAUCAGUGAUCCUUACACUGGUUCGCACCAUCCAUAAGGCGAGUUUUGGUGUCCAUAAACCAAUGACGGAUCACUAAUCGUUAUAAAACCGUGUGUGACCCAAAUACGGUCUAUAUAAUACAUCCAUUCUGGCAAAAGUCGGCUAACAAUUUAGCUCAUGUGUUGCCAUGACUUGGUUUGUUUGUAGGUGGCUUUGAAACAGAGUGGUUAAAACAGAGCCUGAAGGGUCAAAUGUACCUAGCCUUGAGAUCAAGUCCAAGCAGUGCGUGUCAAGAACAGCUGAGUAAUUCAUUGGUCUAGCAUAAACUAAAAGGCUUGGAGUUGACACUUGUUGUGGAGCUGGGUUAGGCAGACAUGUUUCCUUUGCUAAACUAUUGUCCUUGGCAAAUCAGGGUACCAGCCAAAUGCCACACAAGUGCACUUUGCUCAUAACCCAUUCUCAACAUGGUUUUCCACAUAAUUUGGCAAGCAGUAUCAUUGUUUGAAUAUCACUUGAAAGUAAUAGGGCCCAGUAUGUUGCUGUGGAAGUGCUAUGUUGCUGCUGUGUGGUAUAAACCAGUGGAGACAACCCGAACCAUUCUGAACCCAAGAAGUUAUAGCCGGUAUGGACUUGAUCUGAGAAUACAUCAGACUGCUUAGAGAUACUGAGCUGUUUGUGGGUCUUACCAAAGUUGGGUCUUUUUGGAAUGGUUGGAAGGGUAUGAUUAGCAGUGUCGUUUGAUGCUUUGUCUGUUCCGCCCAUGGGCUGCUUUGAUUGUGAUAUGCAUAUGUGUUAAGUUAACUGCUGGGCUUGUCCAAAUGUAGUUAUUUAAGUCACGUGUUUAUUUCCAGUGUUUCGAAAUUUGAGGAUAUUCCUGAAAUUUUUGUUUUUCUUUUUGUCAAAUAGAUUGUCAGAUUUUCAAAAAAAUUAUGGAAGGAGGAUUUUGUGAUUUGAAAAACUUUUUUACUGCAAGUACACAUGUAGAAUUGUUCAAAUUUACUGAAUAUGAAGGGAUUAGGUUUUUGAAAGAGUAACUUCACUUCCCCCUCCACAUAACUGUGUGAGGUGGAUAGAGGGAGCUAUUUCUUUUUUGUUCUGCGUUAUAUAUCCCACAAAUUUACUGUUUGAAUGGAAAUAAUGGUAAACUUGGACAAGCCUUCAGUAAUAUGAUAUCCUUUUUUGUAGAAAUUUGUGUUCAAAAUAAACAGAUCAAAAGAUUUGAGCAAUUAUUCAGAGUUUGGUGAGUGAAAGAGAAAGAUGUUGAUACUGUAGAUAGAUUAACAAUGAGAAAUGAAUAUGCUUUGUAUUGAAACAAUUUGAAGACGGAUUGAUUUUGAUGGGAACAUGUUGCAGUGGUUUAAUGGAGUUCUUACUGUCAUGAACAUGUAAGUUUUCAUUUCAUGAUCUGUGAAGAUAGCGUUUGAUGUUACAUUUCAAGCCAUCUGUUCUUUUAAAAAUACACAAGAAAGCCGUUGAGGAAAGGUCAAUACUUCUUUCAAUAGGUCAAGAUUUUAAUCAAGGGCAUUUCUAAAUACUUUCAACCCUGACGCUGCUCAUCUCUGAAAAGAAGUUUUUGGAAUUCAGUGAAACCAUAACUUUUAAACAUGGAGUUGAUGAACACAAGGCCUAUAGUCAAUGUAGUAUUUCCAGUCAAAUAACUGCAAUUGGGGCAGCUUUUUAUUAAUUGAAUUUAAGACAGUUUUCAUAUAAUAACCCACUUUGUUAAAACAUUUGGUACCACUGUUUGGACAAGAGGACAAGGUCAUUGUCAGGGAUAAUCAAGUUGUUGGGAUAUGUCUUUCCAAUGCUCAAACAAUUUGAGAUGUAACUGGUUUUAGUCAGAAGUAUUGAAGUUUGGCCCCAAAGACCUGUUAAUGUUAUCCAUGAAAGAAUUUAUUUUGUGGCCCAAGAAGAAACACACCUGAUGUGAAUUCUAAUUGAGAGGCUGUACCUGUAAUCCAUAUGUGGCGUUUUCAUAAUGUGUAUUGGACGACCUUUUAUAUGGUGAUACUUUUAUUUGGCUUGGAAAGCUCUUCAUUUUGAAUUCAAGAAACAUCUUGGUCUAAGAGUACAUUUGAAAUGGCUCUUUUGUGUAGAAUAAAAGAUUUUCUUGAAAAGUAACAAGAACCCUGUGGAGGCCCAGUCUUUCCCCACAGAUCACAUCUCAUAUGAUUUGAAACAAAGUUUGACCAGCAUUUCAACUUCUAGAUAAAUGAUGUUCAAACUAAGUGUAAUAAAAGUGGUUCCAGUUUUUGCCGUCUGACAAGAAUUUGAAGUCUGUUGAGUUACUGAAAGAAUCCUUGAGGUCAACUGAGUGAUGUUUGCAGUGUAGGAGAUAUGGUUCUCCAAACCUAGACAUGACAGAGUACUGUUAAGUGCAAGUAUGAGAUGCAGGCCGUAAGGGUGGAUACUUGCAAUAGAGCCCAUUCAUAUUUUGUGAUUCUUCAAAUAAUUUGGAAAAAAAACAUUAUAUAUUCCAAGCGA